Molecule: messenger RNA, 762 nt
Organism: Chaetomium globosum CBS 148.51
Lineage: Eukaryota; Fungi; Ascomycota; Sordariomycetes; Sordariales; Chaetomiaceae
Exons: 2
Coding region: 1-762 (253 amino acids)
Source: RefSeq, a predicted model, not a curated record
AUGCCUCCUUUCCAAUCAUUCACAUCCCCUCUUUCACACCAUGCCUCCACACUUGCUUCAUGGAACCUCAAACCCAGAUCGUCCCCCGAUGAGGCUCAGCCGGCAGGGCUCAUUGCCCUUGGAGUUUGUCUCGGGGUCGCCCUUGCCCUAGUGCUCAUCUGGUACACUUGUUGCCGGGCACAAACAGGGCCGCUGAAGGAAAUACAGAUGUACAAAAGGGGCCCGGGGUCCAGGAUGAGGAAAGAAAUUCAGGACAAGACGUACGACAUUUCGAGCUCCUACCCCAGCCCGAUUAUGAUGCCUCCGCAGGCCUACGUCACCAACCCCUAUCCCAACCCGGUCACGGCCCCGCCACAACCAUACGGCCUCCCCCAUUCCUACGCCAACCCGGCCACCAUCCCAGCACACGCCUAUGACGCGCCCGAUCCCUAUCCCAACCUUACCACGGCCCCGCCGAUGGCGACGAUUGCACCGGAAAUGGCACAACCACCACCAAAGGCCUACACGCACCAUGCCAUGAGCUAUCUCGACCCGGCUCUCGGCGGGACGACGACGGGGCUGGGGCUGCGAAAUGCGGGGGAGCCCGAGAUGACCGAGGUGCCCGCUGGGGAGGCGGGCUGUGACCAGCCUCCCGCUUCCUUCAAGUUUUAUACGGAGAGAGUCUUGGGGGUGCCGGUGCAGACCCGGUACCGGGGCAGUUUGGGGGGUCAAGUCGCCGGGGGAUGGUCCCGGGUGGGGGCGACCCAUGCCCCAUGCCCCUGA